Molecule: messenger RNA, 1774 nt
Organism: Pezoporus flaviventris
Lineage: Eukaryota; Metazoa; Chordata; Aves; Psittaciformes; Psittacidae
Gene: METTL3
Product: methyltransferase 3, N6-adenosine-methyltransferase complex catalytic subunit
Exons: 12
Coding region: 1-1752 (583 amino acids)
Cellular component (GO): nucleus; RNA N6-methyladenosine methyltransferase complex
Molecular function (GO): mRNA m(6)A methyltransferase activity; mRNA (2'-O-methyladenosine-N6-)-methyltransferase activity
Source: RefSeq, a predicted model, not a curated record
AUGUCGGACACGUGGAGCUCCAUCCAGGCCCACAAGAAGCAGUUGGAUUCGCUGCGGGAGCGGCUGCAGCGGCGCAGGAAGCAGGACCCGUGGGACCCCACCCCCCCCCGCACCUCCAGCCCGGCCCCUCCCCCUCCCUCCUCCUCCUCCUCCCCUCCCCCGCCUUCCUCCUCCUCCUCCUCGGCGACGUCAGCGCUGACGUCAUCGUCCCGCCCCCCCGCCGCCGAUGACGUCACCGCUUGCGACCCCGCCCUCGAGCGCCGCCUCCUCCUGCUCCUCGCCGACCCCCCCCUGGCCCUGCCCGCCGACGCCGACGCCCUCUGCCGCGUCAUCGCCGCCGAUGACGUCACGGCGACGCGCGGCGGCGUGGAGAGCCUGCUGCAGAAGUUCGCGGCGCAGGAGCUGAUCGAGGUGCGCCGGGGGCUCCUCCCCCCCGACGGCGCCAUGGUGGUCACCUACGCCGACCGCUCCAAGCUGAGCGCCAUGACGGGCGGGGCCGUGACGGGGGGGAGGAAGAGGAAGGCGGAGCAAGAUGGAGGCGGUGGGGGGGGGAUGGCGGCCAUGGGAGCGGGGGGAGGGGGAGGGGGGGGUGGGGGAGGGGGAGUGGGGGAGGGGAAGGAGGCGAUGAAGAGGGCGCGCAAGAUGGCGUCCGACGUGGACCUGGAGAUCGAGAGCUUGCUGAGUCAGCAGUCCACCAAGGAGCAGCAGAGCAAGAAGGUGAGCCAGGAGAUCCUGGAGCUGCUCAACACGACGACGGCGAAGGAGCAAUCCAUCGUGGAGAAGUUCCGGUCCCGCGGGCGCGCCCAGGUCCAGGAGUUCUGCGACCACGGCACCAAGGAGGAGUGCGUGAGGGCCAGCGGCGCCGAGCGGCCCUGCCGCCGCCUGCACUUCCGGCGCAUCAUCAACAAGCACACGGACGAGUCCCUGGGGGACUGCUCCUUCCUCAACACCUGCUUCCACAUGGACACCUGCAAGUACGUGCACUACGAGAUCGACGCCGGCCCCACGGCGCCGCCCCACAGCCCCCCCGCCGCCGCCCCACGCCAGCGCAGCCCCCCCCCCAAGGAGCUGGCCCGGCCCCCCGGGGGGAGCGACGCGGGCGCCGAUCGGCUCUUCCCACCGCAGUGGAUCUGCUGCGACAUCCGGUACCUGGACGUGAGCAUCCUGGGCAAGUUCGCGGUGGUGAUGGCCGACCCGCCCUGGGACAUCCACAUGGAGCUGCCCUACGGGACGCUCACCGACGACGAGAUGCGGCGCCUCAACAUCCCCGUGCUGCAGGACGAGGGCUUCCUCUUCCUAUGGGUCACCGGGAGGGCCAUGGAGCUGGGCCGCGAAUGCCUCAACCUCUGGGGGUACGAGCGCGUCGAUGAGAUCAUCUGGGUGAAGACCAAUCAGCUGCAGCGCAUCAUCCGCACCGGCCGCACCGGGCACUGGCUCAACCACGGCAAGGAGCACUGCUUGGUGGGGGUGAAGGGCAACCCCCAAGGCUUCAACCGCGGCUUGGACUGCGACGUCAUCGUGGCCGAGGUGCGCUCGACGAGCCACAAGCCCGAUGAGAUCUACGGCAUGAUCGAGCGGCUCUCGCCCGGCACGCGCAAGAUCGAGCUCUUCGGGCGGCCACACAACGUCCAGCCCAACUGGAUCACGCUGGGGAACCAGCUGGACGGGAUCCACCUGCUGGACCCGGACGUGGUGGCGCACUUCAAGCAGCUCUACCCCGACGGCGUCAUCUCCAAGCCCAAAAACCUCUAGUUCCGCAGCCCCGAUUUGGGCU